Molecule: messenger RNA, 258 nt
Organism: Parnassius apollo (apollo)
Lineage: Eukaryota; Metazoa; Arthropoda; Insecta; Lepidoptera; Papilionidae
Source: the annotation of a GenBank genome assembly
AUGCAUCGACUUUUUGCUGAGCUGCAGCCAUCUGUAACCGUCACCGAGCAAAACCUGGCAGACCGAGUUCGGUAUAUCUUGCGCUCAAAUACAUUUGGUGUCACCGAACUCGAACGGCUACGACGUGAGGCUGUUCCUUCAUCGGGUGAAAAUGCUGCGACUGAGGAUGCGAAUCCACAACUUGCUGAGCAAACGGCAAAUGUGGAUGCCGCCGUGAAUACGCCAGUUGUGGUUACAACUGGCGUAUUCAAACGAUGA